CAAAGAGCAACACGACAGCCAACUACCACCACACAUCCGAGCAGUGAUGGAGCCAGGCAGGCGCAAGACCCUCUCCCAGCUCGAUACGAACCACAUCUCCGCCAUCCCGCAGCCCAGUGCUCGCAAGGCCAGUCACCACCGCGCCUCCCAGAUCGCAGUCGCGCCAACAUACAAUAACAACAACACUGCCAACCCGCACCAUCAUCGCCAGUCUUCCCAUGGUGAAGGCAGGUUGAGCUAUGCGGCCUUGUCAACAAGCCAGGGACAUGGCGCAUCGACUAUUUCGGCGGCCCCUGCAACGACAGGGCAACGGCGAUCGAGCGUGUAUGCGUCUGCUGGCGGGCAUGGCCAUCGUAACUCCUCGAUGGGUAAUAUGGGGUUCUUGUCACAAAAUGCGUCUCAAGCACCAAACAAGGACCCACGUCCGAUCAGAGACAAGCUAUUCAAGGAGACGGCAGUCAGAAAAAUCACAGAGUACCUUGAAAAGGCGCGUUUCUCACAAUCGGUGGGACCAAAGACAUUUACACAACCUACGCAAAAAGAGUUUGUCUCCAUCUUUCAAUUCCUGUACCUUCAGCUGGAUCCAAACUUCCAAUUUAUCAAGAAGAUUGAGGAAGAUGUGAUUACGUGCAUCAAGACAAUCAAGUAUCCCUUCGCUGACAGUAUCACACGUUCGCAACUCGCAGCGGUAGGCUCGCCACACUCUUGGCCAGGCAUGCUUGCCAUGCUUGUCUGGAUGGUCGAGCUGCUCAAUAUGAUGGACGCGUUAUUUAAUGGAGAGCUAGAUGUGGCAGAGGACAACAAUGCCGACAAAAUCUACUACAACCACUACCUGAAAGAAGCCUACCGCGUCUUUCUUGCAGGUGGAGAUGAUUUCGAUGAAGUAGAGCAAGAGCUAGGUCGUGCUUGGACAGGCUUGAAUGCACACCUCGUCACGGACAUUGAACGUUUACGCCAGGAAAACGCAGUCUUGGCACAAGAACUCAAAUCCCUGAAUGCCUCACAACCACCGCUCAAGACACUGCAGAAUGAGCGUGAUGUCCUCAUCUCUGACCGUACAAAGUUCAAGGACUACAUCCAGCGAUUGGAUCAGAAGCGCGAAAAGCUCGUACACAUCAAUGAGAAGAUUCGCGAACAAUUGCUCGAAGCAGAACAGGAGAUUCAACAGCUGCAGUCAAGGAAGGCCGAGUUCCAGGAGAUUGUGGAUAAGCAAGAUAUUUCAGCGACGGAUGUGGAGAAGAUGACAUCGGAACAGGAGACACUCAAGAAGAGCUUGGAGGCUGCUAGCGUUCAGCUGCACCAAUUGUCAACCCUCGUCUUGGAGAAGGAGAAGCUGGCUCAGGCCAAACUCGACAAUGUACACAAAGCUAUCCAAGCUUACAAUACAUUAGGCUAUCAAGUUGGCGUCAUGCCAGAAACGGCAGAGAAUGCCGGUGGUAUCAAGUUUGAGGUGGAGCUGAGUUUGCCUGAACACGACCGCGACUGGUUGCACGUACGGCCAGAUCAGCUCAUUCGAAAUGAUUUACGCAAUCAAAUCAAGCCAGCACUCGCACAAUUGCGUCAAGAUUUGGGGACACGCGUGCAUGAGCACCAGGACGAGCAGAUUCGGCUGGGUGAGAUGCUGGAUCAAGUGAAUGAAGGUCUCAGCGACAAGCAAGAGGAGCUCGAAGCACUGGAGGCGAAGCUGAAUGCGACGAUUGAGCAGUACAAUGAAAUCAAGGACACCGCUACAGCGGAACAAGCCGAGUUGAAUGCGCAAGCAGAAGCGACAGAACGAGAGCUGAACAAGAUGCGCAAUAAGAUGCGUACUGGGCUGGUGAAGCUUGAUCAGCAGCAGCAAAGCGUGACGCUUGAGUAUGACAAACUCGUGGGCGAGGCCAAUACAUUGCGUGAAGGUCUUGUUCGGGAUGUGGUCAAGACGUUGGAUGAGGUGAUUCAAUUCAAGCUGCAUAUCCAGACGUGCCUCGGUCAGCUGGAGGCUGAGGUGGAGGAUGCAACCGACCAAGAUGUUGUGGGUGCUGUCUAGCUUUCUGUCAUCUAUGUAUCGUUUCCUUUGUACACUAACAAGCUGCGGUAGUCCGUUUUCUGAUACCUCCUUCAUGAUCGCAAGCAAGACAGAG
Protomyces lactucae-debilis is the source of this 2120-nucleotide messenger RNA. Its product is annotated as HEC/Ndc80p family-domain-containing protein. Gene Ontology annotation, cellular component: Ndc80 complex. The transcript has a single exon. Gene Ontology annotation, biological process: attachment of mitotic spindle microtubules to kinetochore. Bases 47 to 2026 code for a protein of 659 amino acids. NCBI's taxonomy places the organism in Eukaryota, Fungi, Ascomycota, Taphrinomycetes, Taphrinales, Protomycetaceae. The record is from RefSeq and is a predicted model, not a curated record.